Messenger RNA from Penicillium chermesinum, 2607 nucleotides. RefSeq names its product bifunctional acetylglutamate kinase/N-acetyl-gamma-glutamyl-phosphate reductase (gene argEF). Bases 1 to 2607 code for a protein of 868 amino acids. Lineage: Eukaryota; Fungi; Ascomycota; Eurotiomycetes; Eurotiales; Aspergillaceae. The record is from RefSeq and is a predicted model, not a curated record. Gene Ontology annotation, molecular function: NADP+ binding; acetylglutamate kinase activity; N-acetyl-gamma-glutamyl-phosphate reductase (NADP+) activity. Gene Ontology annotation, biological process: L-arginine biosynthetic process. Gene Ontology annotation, cellular component: mitochondrial matrix; mitochondrion. The transcript has 5 exons.
AUGCUGUCUCUUCGCUCCGCUGUGCGGAGAGCUUCCACCAAGCCCCUCCGAUCUCUCUCCGCACCGCUCACCGUUUCUCCCCUGCGAGCUCCUGCUCGUGCCUCCGCUGCCUCUUCUCAGCAGAAGCGAUGCUACUCCCGCGCUACAGAUUCGACUGUGAACACUCGGAACACCGUCGUCCAGUUGCUCAGCAACAUCGGCUCUAAGCGUGAGGUCCAGCAGUACCUCUCCCACUUCACCUCCGUCUCCUCCCAGCAAUUCGCCGUUAUCAAGGUUGGCGGUGCCAUUAUCACUGAGCAUCUGCAGACUCUGUCCUCCGCUCUAGCCUUCCUCAACCAUGUCGGCCUCUACCCCAUUGUCGUCCACGGAGCUGGCCCACAGCUGAAUCGUAUGCUGGAGGCUGCCGGUGUGGAGCCCCAUUUUGAAGAUGGAAUCCGGGUUACGGAUGGUAAGACACUGGCAUUGGCGCGCAAGCUGUUUUUGGAGGAGAACAUGAAGCUGACAGAGGAGCUGGAGCGCAUGGGUCCCAAGUAUAACCUUGUUGGCAAGAUCAAUGGCGUCGACAAGAAACCAAUCGAGUCAGCCAUUGCUGCUGGCUGCUUGCCAAUCCUUACCUCCAUGGCCGAGACCCCCGAUGGACAGGUGCUCAACGUGAACGCCGACGUGGCUGCUGGCGAGCUGGCCCGCGCUCUGCAGCCGUUGAAGAUCGUCUACCUUGCAGAGAAGGGCGGUCUGUUCAACGGCGACACCGGCGAGAAGAUCUCCGCCAUCAAUCUCAGACGAGGAUGGUGGGUCCGCCACGGUACUCGCUUAAAGAUCAAGGAGAUGAAGGAGCUGCUGAGUGACUUGCCUCGCUCUUCCAGUGUUGCUAUUAUUCACCCCGCUGAUCUUCAGAAGGAGUUGUUCACCGACUCCGGUGCCGGUACUCUUAUUCGUCGUGGUAACAAGAUCCAUGUCAAGAGCUCUUUGUCUGAAAUUGAGAACAUCCAAAGCUUGAAGGAUGUGCUGGUCCGUGAUCGCGAGGGUCUUGAUGCGCGUGCCGUUGUUGACCGCUAUGUCGAUGGCCUCAAGGAGCACGACUUCAAGGUCUACUACGAUGACCCUAUGGAGGCUUUGGCUGUCGUUCUGCCUCCCCAGAAGGGCUCUAUGAUCGCCCAGAUGGCCACUUUCACUAUCACCAAGUCGGGCUGGUUGACCAAUGUUGCUGACAAUGUGUUUGCCAGCGUCAAGAAGGACUUCAACAAGCUGGCUUGGACCGUGAAGGAGGACGAUGAGAAUCUGUCAUGGUUCUUUGACAAGGCCGACGGUAGCCUGAGCCGCGAUGGUGAAGUUCUCUUCUGGUACGGAGUUGUGGACGGCGAAGAGGUCAAGCAAUUGGUUCAGGAGUUCACCAAGAACGGCCGCCAGAUGUUCGGUGACAUCAACCUUGAAUCCCGUCUCUCUCGUGCCCACGAGGCUGCUUCCAGCAUCCUGUCCAAGGGCUUCGGAGCUAGCGCUGCCUCUACUGAGCAGAAGCGUGCAUUCUCCACUACCUCCAACCCUCUUCGUGCCAACCGCAUGAUGCGGCCCUCUGUUGCCGUGAAUGGAAUUCGUACCUAUGCUACCACUAACCCCAAUCCUCCUCUCGGCGAGAAGAACGCCUCAAACGGUCAACCCGCCAAAGUCGCUCUCAUUGGUGCUCGUGGCUACACUGGCCAGGCUCUCAUCAACUUGAUCAACGCUCACCCCAAUAUGGAUCUUCGCCACGUUUCCUCGCGCGAGCUGGCUGGCAAGAAGCUUCAGGGCUAUGACAAGCGGGAGAUCAUCUACGAGAACCUCAGCCCUGAAGAUGUGCGUAAGAUGUCCGCUAACGGUGAUGUUGACUGCUGGGUGAUGGCUCUGCCUAACGGUGUCUGCAAGCCCUUUGUCGAUGCGGUCGACCAGGGCGCUGACAAGGGCAACGUGAUCAUCGAUCUCAGCGCUGACUACCGAUUUGAUGAGAAGUGGACCUACGGUCUGCCCGAGCUGGUUGACCGCUCCAAGAUCGCUCGUGCUACUCGCAUCGCCAACCCCGGAUGCUACGCCACUGCUGCUCAGCUUGGCAUUGCCCCUCUCGUUCCUUUCCUCGGUGGCCAGCCCACUACCUUCGGUGUCUCUGGCUACUCUGGUGCUGGCACCAAGCCCAGUCCCAAGAACGACGUCCAGUUCCUCACCAACAACAUCAUUCCUUACAGCUUGACUGACCACAUUCACGAGCGUGAAAUCAGCGCCCAGCUCGGCACUAGCAUUGCCUUCAUCCCCCACGUUGCCGUCUGGUUCCAGGGUAUCCACCACACUAUUAGCAUUCCCCUGAAGCAGGAGAUGACCUCCCGCGACAUUCGCAACCUUUACCAAGACCGUUACGCCGGCGAGAAGCUCGUUAAGAUCACUGGCGAGGCUCCAUUAGUCAAGAAUAUUGCCGGCCGCCACGGCGUGGAGAUCGGUGGCUUCGCUGUCCACUCCAGCGGUAAGCGCGUGGUUGUCUGUGCUACCAUUGACAACCUGCUCAAGGGAGCUGCCACUCAAUGUCUUCAGAACAUGAACUUGGCUCUGGGCUACUCCGAGUACGAGGGUAUUCCUUUGGAGUAA